This is a messenger RNA of Rosa chinensis, 1051 nucleotides long. RefSeq names its product glycolipid transfer protein 3. Bases 95 to 811 code for a protein of 238 amino acids. The transcript is spliced from 6 exons. Gene Ontology annotation, biological process: intermembrane lipid transfer; ceramide transport. The record is from RefSeq and is a predicted model, not a curated record. Gene Ontology annotation, cellular component: cytosol; cytoplasm; membrane. Lineage: Eukaryota; Viridiplantae; Streptophyta; Magnoliopsida; Rosales; Rosaceae. Gene Ontology annotation, molecular function: ceramide 1-phosphate transfer activity; ceramide 1-phosphate binding.
ACAUAGAAAGUAUCUUCCUCAACAAGAAUAUCAUAGUCAUUAUCCACAUUUAUGCAAUCAUAGAAGCUUAGCUAGCUCUAUCUCUAUCCAAAGAAUGAAAAGGAAGAUAAUGGAUCAGAGUAAAGGGUCAGAGAUUAGAUCUGCCAUUGAAGAACUCUCGGUCAUGGUUAAAGUUAUAGGUGUAAUAACACUCCAAGCGGAAAAUGGUGAUCACGAUGCUCAUGAUGCUGCGUUUAUCAAUCAUGAGGCUGCUCAUAUUCCCACCGGGCCCUUUCUUUCUCUUUGCUACUCGCUUCUUCGAGUUCUCGAUAAAAUAGGACCAACGAUGGCUGUUUUAAGACAAGAUGUUCAUCAGAAUAUUCGGAGAUUGGAAACGAGGAACGAAUCUGAUCCUUCAGCAUAUUCAAAUAUGGUUGAGAUAUUGAAAACAGAAGCCACGGACGGCACUGCAAGAAAUCUUACAAGUUGUAGUAGAGCCUUCGUUUGGCUCACCAGAUCCUUGGAUUUUACGGCAGAGCUAUUGCAAAAUUUAGCAGGAAACCCAGGGCAGAACAUGAAGCAGGCAGUGGAAGAAUCUUACAACCUCACUUUAAAGCCAUGGCAUAGAUGGAUUUCAUCAGCUGCUUCUAAAGUAGCUCUAAUGUUAGUGCCUGACAAUGAGACCUUCAUUAGUAGUCUCAUGGCCAAAGAUGAAAGCUAUGACAACUUGAAAGUUGAAAUGGAAACCUUGGUUUCAUUACUUCUGCCUUAUCUUGAGCAGAUCCACUCCAUCCUGAGGUUUUAUCACUUGGACAAGUUAAAGGCUAACUGAGGUGACAUACAUACAUAAAGUAAUAUAGAGAUAUGAGAGUCACAAACGAAGUCCCAUAAUCCUAUAUAUACAUAUCAAUAUGUACAAAGUGUAUUUGGUUUGUUAUGGUACGUAAGAGAAAAAUGUGUGAUCCAGUUAUGCUAGCUUCAAUGUAUCGGAAAGAGCCCCUGCCAAUGAUCUCAUCCUAUGUAUAAUUAAAGGAAAUGACAUAUAUAUCAUGUAAUUUUGUCUGUAUCUCAA